GGAUAGGUUGAGGAGGAAGCAGCCAGAGACUAACGCCUGACCUAGACCUGGAAGCGCUUCCGGGGAGGAUUUGGGGGGCAGAGGCAGGCGUGGGUGUGUCUGGCAUGGGAUGCCGUGGAAAGGAGGGGGCACUCCUGAGCAGAGCGGUGGGUCCUUCCUCGGAGGAAUCCUCUCCCCGUUUGCCCUUUGAUUAUUUGUUGGAGAGCGGUUCCCCAUGGUCUCUGUUCCCGUGCCGGGAGCUUUCUCUUUGGGUGGGCUUAAUCAACUACUCCCUUACAGAACUGCCCGGGGCCUUUUCUGAUACUGGGCAUAGACGUGGGGAAUAUGUCAGAAAAGAGGAAGCCGCUGCUGGGCUUCAUGGGCAAACUCCCCAGUGGGCCUGCCCUGGGGAACUCCGGCAAGACGCACUGCCCUUUGUGCAUGGGGCUUUUCCAAGCCCCCAGGCUCCUGCCUUGUUUGCACACAGUUUGCACCACCUGUUUGGAGCGGCUGGAACCCUUCUCAGUAGUGGACAUCCGAGGGGGAGACUCUGACGCAAGCUCUGAGGGGUCACUAUUCCAGGAACUCAAGCCACCCUGCCUGCAGCCGCAGACCGGCAUCCUCUGCCCAGUAUGUGAUGCUCAGGUGGACCUGCCCAUGGGCGGAGUGAAAGCUUUAACCAUAGACCACCUGGCCAUGAAUGAUGUGAUGCUGGAGAGUCUGCGUGGGGAAGGCCAGGGCCUGGUGUGCGACCUGUGCAGCGACAGGGACGUGGAGAAGAGGUGUCAGACCUGCAAAGCCAAUCUGUGCCAUUUCUGCUGCCAGGCGCAUAGGAGGCAGAAGAAAACGACUUACCACACCAUGGUGGACCUCAAGGACUUGAAGGACUGCAGCCGGAUUGGGAAGGCCAUCCUGUGUCCCGCUCACCCCGCGGAGGAGCUGAGGCUGUUCUGUGAGCUGUGCGACCAGCCGGUGUGCCGAGACUGCGCGGUGGGGGCGCACCGGGAGCACCCCUGUGACUUCGCCGGCAACGUCAUCCACAAGCACGGGGACUCCGUGCGGGAGCUCCUCAAAGGCACCCAGCCCCGCGUGGAGGCCCUGGAGGGAGCCCUGGCCCAGGUCAAAGACACAAAGAGUGCCCUCCAGCAGCGAGUGCAGGCCGUGGCCGCCGACAUCCGGACGUUCUCCGAGGGCUACAUCAAGGCCGUCGAAGAGCACCGGGAUGGGCUGCUGAAGCAGCUGGAAGACAUCCGGCUCCAGCAGGAGAACUCCCUGCAGCUGCAGAAGGCCCAGCUGGAGCAGCUGCUGGCGGACAUGCGCACUGGAGUGGAGUUCACCGAGCACCUGCUGACCAGCGGCUCCGACUUGGAGAUCCUCAUCACCAAGGGGGUGGUCGUGGAGCGGCUCACGAAGCUGAACCAAGUCGAGUACAGCGCCCGUCCCAGAGUCAACGACAAGAUCUGCUUCUCUCCUCAGGAGAAAGGCCGGUGCCGUGGCUAUGAAGUUUACGGGGCCAUCAAUACCAAAGAGGUCGAUCCAGCCAAAUGUGUCCUUCAAGGAAAAGAUCUCCACAGAGCCCGGGAGAGGCAGACGGCCUCCUUCACCCUGCUGUGUAAGGACGCUGCGGGAGAGGGCAUGGGCAGGGGAGGAGACAACAUCCAAGUCGCCGUUGUCCCUAAGGAUAAGAAAGACAGUCCAGUCCGAACAAUAGUGCAAGACAACAAGGACGGGACCUACGGCGUUUCCUACACCCCCAAGGAGCCUGGCAUCUACAAGGUGUUGGUCUGCGUCAAAGAGCAGCACGUGCAGGUGCCGUUCUUUGCUCCUGGUCUGAACACCCAAGGGCUCGCCGUUCACCGUGACCGUGAGGAAGAAGCACCACCCGCACCCGGGCGUGUUUCACUGCUGCACGUUCUGCUCCAGCGGAGGCCAGAAAACGGCUCGCUGUGCCUGCGGGGGCACCAUGCCAGGUGGGUACCUGGGCUGUGGCCACGGACACAAAGGCCACCCAGGCCGUCCCCACUGGUCAUGCUGUGGGAAGUUUUCGGAGAAGUCAGAAUGCACGUGGACAGGCGGGCAGAGCACAGCGAGGAGUGUACUCAGGACGGUGGCACUCUGACGGUUUCCCAGGUCAACCCGCUAAAGCUGCAGCCAGCACGGCUUCAGAUCACCAGACCCCGGACCUCGAUUAAUUCUGAAGAAACUGAUAGAAUUAAACACAAAGUGCCUUACCUAGAUGCUCGAGCGCAAAUACUUUUUGUGAGUUAUUCACCGAUUGUAUGUGUGGGUGGUUGAGCACAAGACGCCACCACUAUAUGUCACAGGAGGCUGGCUUCUGUUUGUAUGGGUAUGAAGGUACCUAUGCCAUUAAACUUCAAGAUCAUGGGGACAGUUUUGCUACUCUUGUCACCAGCUAGCUAAUAAUAGGAAAGGAGCAAAAGGGAGGCCAGACAUUAUAAGCAUGGACAUCUGGGCAGCUUCGCCAGGAAGCUGCAAUGUCACACUCCCAGGGACCACUGUUCCAGUCCCUGCAGAUCACUGGGGGGAGGGGAAGAUGGACACAUGCGCAGUAAAGUCGGGGUGAUGUAGGAAAGAUGCUUGCCUGUCAAUCAAACCUAGGAACAGAAUCCUUGGCUAGAGGGUGAAAUCACUGCGAGUGCACAAAAUCGUAAGAAGGUUAAACUGAAAGGAAUUCUCUUUCUUAUUCCUCUAGUUUCUUUUGUUUUGCUCCUGCUUCCCUGCACUCUCCCAUGUUCCCUCCAUAGCCACGUGGCCAUGCGGACCCCACACGCAAUGGGCUGCAAGCUGGGAAUACAAACUCAGCUAGCCUGAUGCUGGAUUGGUCUGUGCAAAUAUGAAAAAGUGGAAAUUCUGGGCACUAGCUUUAAUCCUAGCUCUGCUUAAAGACAAAAUGGACUUUUUUCUUGGUGGGAUAGAGGGAGAUGGGUCCUUGAGAACUCAGGGGUUUAAUUCCACGCCAAUAAGUACCACUCAUUCUCCCAUGCGAGUCUUAGAAAAUACCUUUCCUCAUUGCAUUACAAGACCAUUUCCACUGGCAACCAGUGGGGACAUGGAGGACACCCCACCAAUCACCGUGUCCCUGACUUUUUGGUAAUUAACCUUUUUUUUACUUCUCCGAGGUACAUUUUAUAUAGAUAAUUUCCACAGGAAUAAACACCUCUUUUUAUCACAUCCACUUUUCACUAGCAGAUUCAAUGGAUUGUCAUGUAAUCUUGCUGUUUAGAUGGAAGUCCCCUUCCUCCUCCUCCAUACCACGUUCAUCUCGUACCCCCAGAGCCUAGAAGACUACUUCGUAAGGGCACACAAGUAGUAAGUAGACAAAGGGAAGUGGUGUUGAAAUAGAACCUCAUGCCUUUACUGCAGUCUUGCUCCUGCCAGACAAUCAUGUUUCUGCUCAACACCUUCCAAUGGAUUCCCAUGGUACGGAGAACAAAGCCAGUCCUUAUGUCAGCACGUAAGACCCUGUAUCACCUGCUCUUCCCAUUCCCUACCCAUCCUCCCCACUGCCCAUCACUCUACUGCAGCCAUACUGGCCUGCCUGGUGCUCUCAAGCCCUCCAAGUACUCUGUCUUGUAGCCUUAUCACCCCCCCCCCCCCCCCCCCCCCCACACACACACACCUCCACCACCACCAGAUUUCUGCUUUGUCAAGUGUCUUUCUGGAAAGGACCCUAAGUAUAUCAUACAAAAGAGCAACCCUCCCCUCACCAGGACUCUAUUUUACCCUUACUUGGCUUAAUCACCAUCUAUCAUAAAUAUUCUAUUUGCUUAUUGUCUGUCCUCUUAUACUAGACUGUAAGCUCUAUGAAGGCAGAGAUUUGGCAUUAACUACUGUAUUUGUCCCUGUGUAUUUUACAUUGUUCUUGGCACACAGUAGAGCUUAAUCAAUAUUUUGUUGAAUGAAUAAAAAAGUGAUUGCUAGAAA
Messenger RNA from Pipistrellus kuhlii (Kuhl's pipistrelle), 3924 nucleotides. RefSeq names its product tripartite motif containing 45 (gene TRIM45). Gene Ontology annotation, biological process: positive regulation of DNA-templated transcription. The record is from RefSeq and is a predicted model, not a curated record. NCBI's taxonomy places the organism in Eukaryota, Metazoa, Chordata, Mammalia, Chiroptera, Vespertilionidae. Gene Ontology annotation, cellular component: chromatin; nucleoplasm. The transcript has 6 exons. Bases 325 to 2274 code for a protein of 649 amino acids. Gene Ontology annotation, molecular function: ubiquitin-protein transferase activity; protein binding; zinc ion binding.